AUGAUUAUUAAAGCUGAUAAUGCGAUCAUUGAUUGCACAAGUCCUGACUCGGUAUUCUCGGUAUUCAACGAGCCUAUUAAAUUAUCUCUGAGAGGCAUUAUCAAAAUUUAUGAAAAUGUCACCAUUGAUGAUGUAAUUACGACUACCAAUAAUGAUCUCAGUUACAAUUACAUUGAUGCCCGUCUAGAAUAUUCGACAAGUGAUAAUCAUACUAAAAAUUUGGUUAUAUUUGCAAACAAAUACUUUGAAAAUUACGCUAAAGAACAAACCGCCACAAGAAUAACAUUAAAAAUUGGUUUGCAGUGCGACAUGAGUAGGGAGAAGACACUGGUUUUCUUUCAACCUUUGGAAGAAGGCAAUUACUUUGAUCCCGUAUUUUCGCAACUAGAAUAUGAGUUUAUUGUGCCAACUCCCAUUUUUGUCGGGUUCGAUUUGACCGUAUUUCAAGCGAUAUCAGCGACGGACGAUGAUUUGACGAACAAUCAAAUUUCUUUUACAUCUGAUAAAUCAUCAGCUUUAUAUGAUAUUGCGGUUGGUAUAAAGAAUCAUCGAGCCACAGCUGAUAAGAAAACUUGUUUUGCUAAUUUAAUAGUGAAAAGAAUUUUCAUGGAAUUGCCGCAACAAAUACAAUUUGAUAUCAUCGCGACGGAUAACGGUAUACCACCACGUAGCUCUAAGGCUGUAAUAAAAAUACGUGCAGAUCCCUUAAAUAGCCUACCUAUUGAACCGAAAUUUAUACAAACCCUUUAUAAGGGUUUUAUAGAUUACGAUUUUCGAAUGAAUCCGUUAAUUAUUGAAUUGGAAAACGGCACCUAUUCGAAAGAUGUGCGCUUUACCCUACUUGGCAAAGAUGUCGCAGAUUAUCGACUCAGAGAUAAACAUAACGGAGUCGUACGUAUAGAAUGGAGCCCAAAAAAUAAAGAUAAAAGCAUAAUAUUACAAAGAAAAUCAUGGGAAAUGGAAUUGAAAGCACAGCACCAGAGGCUCAGACAAUCUAGCCAAACUGCCAUCCUAAUCGAAUUGGCUGAUUUUGAAGGAAAUUUUCAUUUUAUAGAUGAUACAUACGAAGGAUUUAUCAGUGAAUCUGGAAAUUUAUAUAUGGAUGUAAUUACGUUCAAUCCUAAAAUUUAUCAAGAAGAGAUAGAGUUUAAAGUUGAUAUGAAUGCUUAUCAAUUGCCUAUAAAGUUGAAAAUUUUUAAAAAUAAUAUCACUUUGGAAUUAUUAGAUGCGUCAAUUGUGAAAUCUAUGAGAACUGUGCCAUACGUUAAGUUAAGCUUGCAGGCUGCAUGGUUGCAUUUAAAAGCCAGCACUCAAGUAAUAAUAAAAAUAGAGCAGCCAGGACUUGACUCAAGUCAUGCUAACGGUAAUCAUGUCGAAAAGACGGUCAUGUUCAAACACAUCGAAGAAGAGCGAUACCAUUUUGGAGUUUUGAAUUUAACCUUCAAUGAAAAUUGUGCAUUUCUUGUAAUAAGUCAAUGGCCUGAGGACAAGGAAUUUUUUUAUUUAAACGAAAGUUCUCAUAGCUUAGAUUUGAUACCGAUCGAUCGUGAAGAUCAAAUAUUUGAAAAUGUUACUAAACCUCGUAUUAUUAUUAAAUUGAAAUUAGUUUGCAAAAGUUUAAAUCUCUCAGGAAGUGAAUCGCAAUCUUCCAAUCGAUUUUUAUCCAGAUUUGAAGAGGAACAAUUCAAGUUUAAUGAGCACGAUAUACCAUAUUCAUCGUCCUGGAUGUGGUUACAUUUAAUUGUAGACGAUAUUAACGAUAAUGCUCCAGAAUUUCAAGGAAUAGAAAAUGAUUUACUAUUGGGUUAUCCUGCUGCAAACAUGCCGUCGUUCAUGUAUCCAGAAUAUGUAAUACAAUUAAAUGCUAUCGAUAAAGAUAUUGACUUGAAUGCUCAGAUCGAGUACAAAAUGAAAGAUAAUUUCUAUUUUGGCAUUGAAAACAAAACUGGGAAAAUAUAUCCCAUAGCCAAUGGCCUGAAAGUGGGUGAAAGCGUCAAUUUAGUAAUUCAAGCUACCGAUCGCAAUGGUCAGGGUUUGACCAAAGAAUUGCGAUUAAAUAUUAUAGCACUUUCGGAAGUUUUUUAUAGUUUGCUAACUUUAACCGAAAAUGUCAAGAAAUCUGUUGAUGAAAUAACGCAAGAGUUCAAUCAUAUCAGAGAUUUAAGAAUACAAUUGAUCAAGCUGUCGUAUGUACCACGGCCAAUAAAAAAAACCCCAAAGAAUACAAACGGUUUCAUGUACAAAGCGUGGAUUUGCGCUUUUCAAGAUAAUCAACCGAUUCUUAGCAAAAAUCUAAAAAAGAGACUUAACAUUACUGCGGAUUAUAUAAUAAACUUGGAGAGCUUUGAAGAAAUUAAUUUAUCUCAUAACACUAAUCAGAGUUCUUCAGUGUUUGUUAACUACUACUUGGUUUUCAUCAUAUGUUUAUUUAUUGUAUAUAGCGGUUGUAUGGCUCUUUUAAUUUGGUAUUUUUAUUGUACUCAGAGUGCACUUAAGUGUAAUACAAUACCAGCAAUAUCUUCACAGUAUCUGCAACACAAUGGCACGAACAACGACACAAUCAUAUCGGCGAGUUCUUCUUCUUACACCGAAACAGACAAAGCUAAUGACUGUUUAUCAAGAAAGUCAUCUCAGAGUCAUAUAAAGUUCAAUGAUUUCAUGAAAAGUGCUGCUAUUGAAGAAUGUCAAUAG
Messenger RNA from Glossina fuscipes, 2691 nucleotides. RefSeq lists its product as uncharacterized. Gene Ontology annotation, biological process: homophilic cell-cell adhesion. Gene Ontology annotation, cellular component: plasma membrane. The transcript is spliced from 9 exons. Bases 1 to 2691 code for a protein of 896 amino acids. NCBI's taxonomy places the organism in Eukaryota, Metazoa, Arthropoda, Insecta, Diptera, Glossinidae. Gene Ontology annotation, molecular function: calcium ion binding. The record is from RefSeq and is a predicted model, not a curated record.